Stylonychia lemnae is the source of this 189-nucleotide messenger RNA. NCBI's taxonomy places the organism in Eukaryota, Ciliophora, Spirotrichea, Sporadotrichida, Oxytrichidae. The record is from the annotation of a GenBank genome assembly.
AUGCCUCACCCGAACAGUUUGAUGUAUAACGUAUAUGUUAUCCCUUUCUUGCCAAUGAAGAUUUAUUGGACACUAGCUAAGGCUACCAAGAUUGUCUUCAUUAGAGAUUUCCCAACACCACCUGAAAAUCAUCCAGAUGCUAAGAUCUCUAGAGCUUACAUCCAGUUGCCUGGAUUCCUUCACCAUUGA